AUGGGCAAUGCUCAGUCCUCGGUCGAAGGCUCUGAGAAUGGCCCUGAGAAAGGUCCUGACAAGGUCCGCAGGACAACUCAGAAGCUGACCAAACCGCGAACCGGCAGCUAUGCGGCAGCUGGCCUGUUGAAUCCUAAUGGCUCGGUCGACUCUCGCAGGCGCCUCUCGACCACGAGAACCUACUCACGUCCUUAUGGCACUUCGCCCGCGUCGUCUCCUAUGCUUCACCCUUCGGAAAAUGGGUCCACGACUGGACAGGUGCACCUAGAUGAGCCCACGGAGCCCGAUUCAACGGGUCGCUUAACGAGGAAUCUCUUCCGUUCACUGUCACAACUUUCCCGUCGCAGGUCACGGUCGCGAAAAGACAGCAUUGGGGACAAACCCAUUCCGGAGAGCACUCGGCCGAGCAGGGCCAGUUCUGUGAGUUACGCGGCUCCAGAAAGCUCUUACUAUAUACAAGCUGGCAAUCUCAAUUGGUCGGCAACAGUAUCCCGUGUUUCAGCCAAUUACGACCUCACGUCGUAUGAGGGAAAGCGAUUGUUGAAUUUAGCUGAGGAGUCCCUGCACGAAGACAACUCGAUCAUGUCUGAAAGUCAAUUCGAAGUUAUCAAGCCGAGACGGAAAAGUAUGAUUUCCCAGGCCCCGGCUGAGCUCCCGCCGGCAGUAGCCAUAGCGAGGGUGAAUUCAGACCUCUCUCUCUACUCGACGCCCAUGCGAAGACGAUCACUCCUUCAGACUCCGGGGGUUGCAACGCGUGCGCCACCUGUUCCAGCACUCACUCCAAGAAUGAAGGCAAGAUACAGCUUGCCCUCAACUCCUGCACGUCGCGAUUCAUUCGAUGGAUUUGACGCAUUCGAGGCAAGCAUGCAGUCAUUGGCCCUUCCGGCGAGCGACCCCGAUUCCAUACCUCGAGCAGCCACUCCGUGCGAAGAACCUUAUCAACAGAUGGGCGCUUUCAAGCUUGGCUCCUUGCGUAUUACAAAUGGCAGUCCGGCGAGGAGCCCAGCUCUCGACCACAACCAGUCCAAACACGAAGCCAGACAGAUCGAUGAUUACUUUAUCCCACAGAAGGAGGCGAAUCACGUUGGGCCCGAAACGAAGACGACGACGUCGGAUAUCGUUACCGACAAGACGAAGGUGCAGAAGAGCCCUGUUCAUUCCAGUCUUGCGUUUAACACUUCCCCCUGCCGCGGUUCUGAAGGCUCACCUUCUGUGUUUGAAGCACCGAAGUCGACAUUUCCCACUUCAGCGUUUCCUAAGUUCCUCCCAGAGAUACAAUUGAGCCCGCUUUCACUGGAAGGUUCCGAAGCUGGCACGUCCGAGUUGCAGACCACGAGCAAACAUACCGCAGCCGAAGACGAGCUAUUCGAGGUGGAAUCGCCAGAUUCUCCACAGUUUGAGGUGUUGGACGUCCGCGUUGACCUCAGCGCCAAGUCCCUUCCGCCUCGACCAAGACUGAUAUCAGAGGAUAGGGGUUCCCACGAGAUCAGAAGAACCGACAGUGGUCUCGUCCCGAGUCCAAUAUCUGAAUAUUCGCAUAAGGCCCUCGCAAAGGCAGACUCGGGAUACAGCUCAAACGUCUCAUUACGUUCUUUUUCAGCAAAGCCAUCCAUUGCGGAGAAGCGCCGCUCACCUGUGGCUGGGAUAGAAAUCCCGCCCAAAACUCCGCCGAAAGAUCCCUUUGCUACAACUUAUUCAAGUCCCACUGUGGUUGCCACACCAGCGACCACGGUUUCGAGACCUGUGAUAAAUGCGCCAGCUCCACCCGUUCCAGAAAAAGAUCAGCCGUCCCUAGUGCGUCCAAGAGCAUUGACAGAGGUACCUCAAACUGCUCGCCAACACUUUUGGCCUCGUCAUCAAGUAAGCUGGUCCAAGAAUUCAAGAAAUGUGCCUUCGCCAAUAAGCAGCCGCUUCCAAGAUAGUGCCAAGCCGACCCAAGGGACGUCUCCUUUGAGCCCCACGAGCCCUGCCGCAUCUCUUUCUGCCUUGAGCAUUGGCAGUCGUGUGCGCAAACCUGGGAAGCUCCAGAGACUCUUGAGCGGCGCUACUCGUAAACCCCUGCCAUUGCAUGAGACGCAUUCGCCGGGGCACAGGGACAUUCCUGCAGUUUCGGAAGAAGUGCAAGCAAAAUUUAGUCAACACACCGGCUUGUUCCCCUUACCAUCCAUGAGGUCAGCCCUGAAACCGGAGCCUAGCCAAGAGACCCUCGGAACGAUUGUGAGCGUGGGCAGUUCCGAGAUUCCUUUAGGGAAAGACGUACCACCACUGCCCACAUUAGCCGACGAUGAAAGUGAAGAGGGAGGCAAAGCACAACGCCAGGAACACACCUUGAAACAUCAAAAAGUCUUUCGCAGCGCCUCGGCAGCUUCUCCUAUCUCCUCAGCCCGCAAGUCUAUCAUUCGAAAGCCGGUGCCCAUCCGCCAGCUCUCCGAUGGUGGAUUCCACCUAAUAGCGUCUGGAACAGUUGACCAUGCCCUGGGGACCAGAGGCCCAUCUUUGGACUUGGUGCGGAAGAGUCUGGAGGCAGGCGCUUUCGAUGCAACGUUUUCGGCCAUGGCGAAUGAGCGUGAGUCGUCUUUGACAAUACCAUCAAGUGUGGCCAGGUCAAACACGAUGACGGCUCAGGUAGAGAGAGAAUCUGAGACGCGCUAUGCGGCCUCAGAUGAGCCAGAGGUUCAGCCUUCCCCCGCUGUAGCUUCAUGUACGUCCUUGGAGCCUCCAGCUGCCGCCGCGCAUAUCAGAAAACCCAGGACACCACCACCGGUCAGCAUGAGGACGAGGAACAUGGGAUCCGUGCGAGUCCCUCCACCCCCCAGGCCACAGUCAACCCCACCGAACGCAGUUCAGCCUUGCGCUCUGCCUGCUCUGUCCCGCAAAACUAGCAGAGAGAGCAUAUACAGCUACCCUGCUGUGAGUGGCUCUGCGCCCAUAUCAAGACAAACGAGUCGAGAAAACAUAUACAGUUACCUACCAGUUCAGCAGCAAUACCAUGCUCGAGAACGGUCCAUGACUGCACCUCCACCUCCUGCUCCGCCCAUGAACCCUCGACGAUCUCUCAGUUUUAUGACCGAGAAGGGGGAGCAUCGUAGACCUAUCUGGGAAGUCCAGACGGACCAUGGUGGUUCAACUUCUCAAACGUCUUCUGUGUCUCAAACCUACAACAGCUCACUUUCGUUCCAGCCGGGACAGCCAGUUGCUAUCAUGCUAAAGCCAAGGACGUCCCGGGAGUGGCAGGCUCCCAUUGUGCCAACUCUUCGUCAAAGAGUCAGCUACGACGACUACAGUAAUAUUUUGGUCCAGGAGGAAGCCCAGAGCUUCUACCAGGACAAUGGGCCUUACCCGUCGAUGCCCAGGGCUGAUGGCAACGUCUAUGUUAGUGAUCCUUGGAGCGGACGGCCGAUGCCGCAACAAUGGGACCAGUAUGGCCGACCUCCACUUCAGGUCCCGCGUGGUCACCAGCGAAAUGGCUGCCUCGAUCAAUUUGGAAACCCUGCGCCGUUCCGAGUAUUGCACAGCUACAACUCUCCAGCAUAUAAAAACGUGCCCAUCUGGGGCUAG
Pseudomassariella vexata is the source of this 3558-nucleotide messenger RNA. RefSeq lists its product as uncharacterized. The coding region runs from base 1 to 3558 and encodes 1185 amino acids. The record is from RefSeq and is a predicted model, not a curated record. NCBI's taxonomy places the organism in Eukaryota, Fungi, Ascomycota, Sordariomycetes, Amphisphaeriales, Pseudomassariaceae. The transcript has 2 exons.